Notolabrus celidotus (New Zealand spotty) is the source of this 1279-nucleotide messenger RNA. It is a transcript of the gene mchr1b, whose product is annotated as melanin-concentrating hormone receptor 1b. Gene Ontology annotation, cellular component: membrane; neuron projection. The transcript has 2 exons. The record is from RefSeq and is a predicted model, not a curated record. Lineage: Eukaryota; Metazoa; Chordata; Actinopteri; Labriformes; Labridae. Gene Ontology annotation, biological process: neuropeptide signaling pathway. Gene Ontology annotation, molecular function: melanin-concentrating hormone receptor activity; neuropeptide binding. Bases 1 to 1116 code for a protein of 371 amino acids.
AUGGAUUACACUUCAAAUUCAUCUUUUUCCUUCUUCAGCUCACCUGAGACUUUAGAGGAAGUCCUCUCCUGUCUUUUGUUAGAACAUGAGCCACAGUACAACAACGUCCUCAUGCCCAGCAUCUUUGGCGUCAUCUGUUUCUUCGGCAUCUUUGGAAACUCCAUCGUCAUCUACACCAUCGUGAAGAAAACAAAGUUCUGCUCUCAGCAAACCGUCCCCGACAUAUUCAUCUUCAGUCUCUCCGUGGCAGACCUCCUCUUCCUCCUCGGCAUGCCUUUCCUCAUCCACCAGCUGGUGGGGAACGGCUCCUGGUGCUUCGGGGCCACCAUGUGCACCGUCAUCACCGCGCUCGACUCCAACAGCCAGAUCGUCAGCACCUACAUCCUGACCGUGAUGACUCUGGAUCGGUAUCUGGCCACGGUGCAUCCCAUCCGCUUCAAGCAUGUGCGGACGCCCUGUGUGGCGGGGGCGGCCGUCGCUCUGGUGUGGGUCUUCUCUCUGGUGUCCAUCACUCCGGUGUGGAUGUACACGGGACUCAUGCGCCUGAAGGACGGCUCGGUCGGCUGCGCCCUCCUGCUGCCGAACCCGGCCACCGACACAUACUGGUUCACGCUCUACCAGUUCUUCCUCGCCUUCGCUCUCCCCUGGGUGAUCAUCUGCGGGGUCUUCUUUAAGAUCCUCCAAAACAUGUCUGCUACAGUCGCUCCUCUUCCUCCGCGCAGCCUGAGGGUGAGGACGAGGAAGGUGACCCGCAUGGCAGUGGUCAUAUGUCUGGCCUUCUUCACCUGCUGGGCCCCGUACUACAUCCUCCAACUGGCCCACCUGGGAGUCCAGAGACCCACCUUUGCUUUCGUGUACGCCUAUAACAUCGCCAUCAGCUUAGGGUACGCCAACAGCUGCAUCAACCCGUUUAUUUACAUCGUGCUGAGCGAAACCUUCAAAAGGAAGUUCAUCGUGGCGAUCCGGCCGAGUCACAGGGGUUUCAGAGUCGCCCCCGCUUUGGCCGACGGCAGCAUGACCUUAAGGAUGGCACCAGACAGCGCCCACCCGUCACACUCCCACUCCUCGAGGGAGCUGCUGCAGAACAUGCUGCCUGUCACCGUGGCUGUGCACUGAGACGGACACGCCACUCGCUGAUCUGUGACCACCGCCGCCAGCCAGCCACAGAUCACCACCUGCUGCUGCUCCUGCAUGAUGAACACAUGAACACACUACGAGCAUCGUUCAGAAUAUGAAUGUGACUCUAAUGCACCGAAAAGAGAUUCAAAUACUCAGUAAU